Messenger RNA from Aspergillus pseudonomiae, 1296 nucleotides. RefSeq lists its product as uncharacterized. NCBI's taxonomy places the organism in Eukaryota, Fungi, Ascomycota, Eurotiomycetes, Eurotiales, Aspergillaceae. The transcript is spliced from 4 exons. The record is from RefSeq and is a predicted model, not a curated record. Bases 1 to 1296 code for a protein of 431 amino acids. Gene Ontology annotation, molecular function: acyltransferase activity.
AUGUCAAGUCGUGCAACGCAUCAUCUCCGGGGUUGUUACCCUCGCGCGCUUCGAACUUCAUCAGCUUUACGCGCAUCCAACAUAGUAUCAAGACGAUGCACGCAUCCAUCAACUGUCAGGCCAAUUAUAUUCGGUCAUAAAAAGAAUUGGCAAUAUUCAUGUCUACGCCAGUUCAGCGCAUCCGCCCUUUAUACGGCCGAAACUAAGAUCAUCUGCGUCCCCUCCAUGGCCGAAUCCAUCUCCGAGGGUGUCCUGUCGACCUUCAACAGACAAGUCGGCGACUACGUUGAACAAGACGAAGAAAUCGCCUCAAUCGAAACUGACAAGAUAGAUGUCGCCUUAAAUGCUACACAUAGCGGAACAAUCACAAAGUUACUUGUCAGCGAGGGCGACAUCGUCACGGUGGGACAAGCUGUUAUUGAGAUUAGCCUCGAAAAAAGCGAUACAACCUCACAAUCACCACCACAAUCGCAAGCGGAACGAACUUCUGAACCUCCUCAGGAAGCCACUCAAAAACAACAAACACCUACUAGGGAAACAAGACCCUCCCAAGAGCCAAUGAAAGAAACGACCUCUACACCCACUCCUACCCCAAUAGCCACUCCACUGCCCGUCAAAAUGUGUCGUAUGCGCCUGCGCACGGCAGAGCGUCUGAAAGAAUCGCAGAACACAACUGCGUUCCUGACGACGUUCAACGAAGUCGACAUGAGCAAGGUUAUAGAGUUCCGCUCGCAGAAUAAGGAGGCCGUGCUUCAGAAACACGGUGUCAAGCUGGGUUUCAUGGGCCCUGUGGCGCGGGCCUCCGCGCUGGCUCUUCGGGAGAUUCCGGCUAUCAAUGCGUCCAUUGAGAAUGACGACACGAUUGUCUUCCGCGACUACAUCGACCUUAGCGUUGCCGUUGCGACGCCCAGAGGCUUGGUAACACCAGUGCUACGUAACAUGGAAAGCCGGAGCAUCGUGGAAAUCGAACAGGGUAUCGCGGAGCUGGGUAAAAAGGCUCGCCAUGGCAGAUUGACCAUGGAUGAUCUGAUUGGUGGGACCUUUACGAUCAGCAAUAGCGGAAUCUGGGGUUCGUUGUUUGGCACACCCAUUAUCAAUAUCCCGCAGACGGCUGUGCUUGGUAUCUACGGAAUUCAGCAGAGACCUGUAGCUAUUGAUGAACGAAUAGAGAUUCGUCCGAUGAUGUAUACUGCGUUGACUUAUGAUCAUCGGCUAGUCGACGGCCGUGAAGCAGUAACGUUCUUGACGCUGGUCAAGAAGUAUCUUGAGGACCCAGCUAGUAUGCUUAUACCGUGA